CGGAGGACCAGCUAGAUGGGCGAUCCCGGAAUUGCGUGGAGGAACGUCUAAAGGGGAACAAGCGCUACGCCAAGGAGGGAAGGGCCAGUACGUCGCGGGCCUCUCUGGCCCUAUCCAGCCCCUGUUCUUGAUAGUCUUCCGGAAAAAAGGGAUCUCGGAGCCAGAGAGAUGUCGAGCGGAGCUAGGAAGACACGUUGCGCCGUGACGCUCUGGCCCGACGCCGACGGCCUCUCUGUGGCUCCCGGAGGACCUAAAGAGCCGAGAAUUGGAGGUUCAGCUUCUUCCUCUGCCCCCAGAUGGCCCUUCCCUGAACGCUGUUCGGCCCCUGCCACCUGGAGGCUGCUUUUCCCAGCCAGAGAGAUUCAGGUGGCUCAGCGAGUUCGGUUUGAGAGAUGUGCACGGUCCUGGAGCACAGAGGAGAGCCACAGGCCAGGCCUGCACCAUGAGGCCUGACUCCUUGUCCUUACCACUCUCCCACGGCCUCCAACCCAGGGCCAGGCUCUUGCUGAUGUGGUAACAAGCAGAGGGCCAGCAGAUGAAUGGACACGUUGAAGCAGAGGAGCAGCUGGACCAGGCCCUGCCCCUGCUUCCCUCUACCCACCAUGGGGGUCCUGAACUCUGACGCCUACCCUCCUUCCUCCCUGCAGAGGCCAGAGCAGGAGCCAACCUGGAGCUGGGGCCACACGCCUAGGAGCACCCUGGACAGGGUUGAGGCCAUGGCGCCCCCACCGCCACUGCCAUUGACCCCCAGCACCCCACUCCUGCAUGGCGAGUUUGGCUCCUACCCAGCCCGAGGCCCACGCUUCGCCCUCACUCUCACACCACAAGCCCUGCAUGUACAGCGGCUGCGCCCAAAGCCUGAAGCCCGGCCUCGGGGUGGCCUGGUCCUGCUGGCCGAGGUCUCAGGCUGCUGCACCCUACGGAGCCGAAGCCCCUUGGACUCAGCAGCCUACUUCUGCAUCUACACCUACCCAAGGGGCCGGCGUGGGGCCCGGCGCAGAGCUGCACGCACCUUCCGGGCCGAUGGGGCGGCCACCUAUGAGGAGAACCGUGCUGAGGCCCAGCGCUGGACCACUGCCCUCACGUGUCUGCUCCGCGGACUGCCACUGCCUGGGGAUGGGGAAAUCACCCCUGACCUUCUGCCAAGGCCACCCCGAUUGCUCCUACUGGUCAAUCCCUUUGGGGGGCGGGGCCUGGCCUGGCAGUGGUGUAAGAACCAUGUGCUGCCCAUGAUCUCUGAAGCCGGGCUGUCCUUCAACCUCAUCCAGACAGAACGACAGAACCACGCCCGUGAGCUGAUCCAGGGCCUGAACCUGAGCGAGUGGGACGGCAUUGUCACGGUCUCCGGAGAUGGGCUGCUGUAUGAGGUGCUGAAUGGCCUCCUAGAACGCCCCGACUGGGAAGAGGCUGUGAAGACCCCUGUGGGCAUCCUCCCCUGUGGCUCGGGCAAUGCACUGGCAGGAGCUGUGAACCAGCAUGGGGGGUUUGAGCCGGCCCUGGGCAUUGACCUGCUGCUCAACUGCUCCUUGCUGCUCUGCCGGGGUGGCAGCCACCCACUGGACCUGCUCUCCGUGACUCUGGCCUCCGGCUCCCGCUGUUUCUCCUUCCUGUCUGUGGCCUGGGGCUUCGUGUCAGAUGUGGACAUCCAAAGCGAGCGCUUCAGGGCUCUGGGCAGUGCUCGCUUCACGCUGGGCACGGUCCUGGGCCUUGCCACACUGCACACCUACCGCGGCCGCCUAUCCUACCUCCCUGCCACCGUGGAACCCACUUCACCCGCCCCUGCCCCUGGCCUGCCACGUGCCAAGUCAGAGCUGACCCUAGCCCCAGCCCCAGCCCCACCUGGGGCACACUCACCCCUGCAUCGCUCAGUGUCUGACCUGCCCCUGCCCCUGCCUCAGCCUGCGCUGACCUCCCCUGGCUCACCUGAACCCCUGCCCAUCCUGUCCCUCAACGGUGGGGGCCCAGAGGUGGCUGGGGACUGGGGUGGGGCUGGGGAUGCUCCACUGUCCCCGGAUCCACCGCUGCCCUCGCCCCCUGGCUCCCCCCAGGCAGCUCAACUCUCACCCAUCACCGAGGGGGCCUCAGAAAUGUCAGUAUCAUCUGGGGUCCCGCCUCCCACCCCUGAUGCCCCGGCAGCCAUCUCUGCGGGGGGCCCACCUGACCACCUGCUCCCUCCUCUAGGCACUCCACUACCCCCAGGCUGGGUGACAAUGGAGGGAGACUUUGUGCUUAUUUUGGCCAUGUCACCCAGCCACUUGGGGGCUGACCUGGUGGCGGCCCCCCAUGCGCGCUUUGAUGACGGCCUGGUGCACCUGUGCUGGGUGCGCAGUGGCAUCUCGCGGGCGGCACUCCUACGCUUGUUUCUGGCCAUGGAGCGCGGUAGCCACUUCAGCCUGGGCUGUCCUCAGCUGGGCUACGCUGCGGCUCGUGCCUUCCGCCUUGAGCCGCUCACGCCCCGCGGCGUGCUCACGGUGGACGGGGAGCAGGUGGAGUAUGGGCCAUUACAGGCGCAGGUGCAUCCCGGCCUCGGUACAUUGCUCACUGGUCCUCCAGGCUGCCCUGGUUCAGAGCCCUAAACCCAGCCAAGCUUGGAGCCCGCCAGGGGCGGGGCUUACAUUCCUGAGAGGGCGGGGCCUGUGCUAAGGGGCGUGGCGUGGCUGCUAGAGUCAGGGCGGAGGCUAGACUGGUCCUGGCCCGGUCUCAGGAUUGCGCCCUACCCUAGGGGACCAGAGGUGAUGCUGGAGGACGUCCCGAAUUCCAGGGCGUUGGGGUCGUGACGGUUACGGAGAAACGGGCUCUCCCCAAGGGUAGUGCCUGACCAAGGAGGGCGGGACUCACUCCAGACCCACAAGUUCGUCUCGUGGAAAGCCAGGUCGGCUGAGGGCGGAGCCUGUCGUCCAGUGACGUCACCUGGAAUGUACGGGCUGGGGAGGCCUUAGAUGACCGGCCCUGUCUACUCCGGUGCCUCCACCAAGGGGGCCAAUCAGCCCAGGAGGGGCAGGUUCCCCCGGCCGGCACUCCGAUUUGCACUAAUGUUCCUCUCCCCACAGGUGGGGGCGGGGAACUUCGUUUCCUCUGUCUCAUGUGCGUCCCCCAGCCCCAAUCUUCAAAGCAAUUGAAAAGGUCUAUGCAAUAAAGGCAGUGGCUUCAUUACUCUCAGG
Molecule: messenger RNA, 3161 nt
Organism: Hippopotamus amphibius kiboko
Lineage: Eukaryota; Metazoa; Chordata; Mammalia; Artiodactyla; Hippopotamidae
Gene: SPHK2
Product: sphingosine kinase 2
Exons: 8
Coding region: 540-2576 (678 amino acids)
Biological process (GO): sphingosine biosynthetic process; positive regulation of apoptotic process; sphinganine-1-phosphate biosynthetic process
Cellular component (GO): intracellular membrane-bounded organelle; cytoplasm; membrane
Source: RefSeq, a predicted model, not a curated record